CCCCAGCGCCGAUUUGAAAGAACCUUUUCCUUGUGCCCUUCCUGUGCCGUGCUCGGGGCAGCCCCAUCCUGCGGCCCUGAACCUCCUCAGGCAGCCCAGACGCUGCGGAGAUGACUUCCGAGGGUCUCCGGAACAGCAGCGAGGGGUCUGGGCAGGGACCUGACAGGCUGGCCACGAUGUCUCUUCACAGCGCAAGAGUUGCUGCUCUCCUUGCUUGGGUGAACAGCACAAAGGUUUGUCCUGAUCCCCUCAAUAAUCUGUCCCAGCUCCAGGACUGUAGUGUCUUCAUCAGAAUUAUCCACAAAAUCCACGGGAGCAAGGAGGGGGAGUCUGUGCUGGAGCAGCCGCUGCCGGAGAGGAUCUCCUUCAUCCAUGGUUUCCUGCAGAAGCACUGCAGGCACAAAUUGGCUGCAGAGAACCUGGUCUCUGCACAGAAACUCCUGGAUGGAGAUGAGCUGGCGCUGGCCAAGGUGGCCGUGCUGCUCCUGUAUCACACCUCCGUGAGUUCCAAGAACCCUGGGGACUGGUAUGAAUUUGACUACAAGACCCAGGUUGAACUGGCAUCAAUCCUCAAAUUUGUGCUGGAUAACGAGGAGUGCCUGAAUGAGAAUCUGGAGCCAUUUCUGCAGAGGAAAGCAGAGCCAUCCUCAUCCGGUGUGUCCAGCAGCAGCUUUGAGGAGCAUUCCCCACCGUUCUCUCUCCCGCACAAGCGAGAGGUGCGUUUCCUGGAGCUGCAGAAGAUCGCCACCUUCCCCAGCACCAACCUGCCCAGCACUCCAUCUUCACCCAUGGGGGACAUCAUGCAGACCCCCCAGUUUCAGCUGCGGCGGCUGAAGGAGCAGCUGGCUUUUGAGAGAGAGAACCGAGAAGAGCUGGAGGUGGAGGUGGCGGAGAAUAACAAGCUCGUCAUGGAGAAGGAUGCUCAGAUCACCACGAUGCAGCAGCGGAUUGAUCGCUUGGUAAAGCUCAAUGAGAAGCAAGCUGAAGACCGUCUGGAGCCCAAAGAAAUUGAGGAGUUGAGGGAGAAGAACGAGAGCCUAGUGGGGCGCCUGCAUGAGGCCUUCAGGCAGUGCCAGGACCUGAAGACUGAAAAAGCCCAGAUGGACCGAAAAAUCAACCAGCUCUCCGAGGAGAACGGGGAUCUUUCCUUCAAGCUACGGGAGAUCGCCAGCAAUAUGGUCCAGCUUCAGCGAGCCCUGAACGAGCUCUCGGAGGAGCACAACAGUGCCAUGGCACAGUCGCAGGAAAAGCAGCGACAGCUGGAGAAGGAGCUGCAUGCUGCCCUGCAGGAUAAGAAAUGCUCAGAAGAGAAAAUCGAGAUUCUACAGGGAAAGAUUUCUAUGCUGGAGGACCAGCUGGCCAAGCUGGAGGAGUGCAGCACCCAGGAGAAGGGAGAAGUCAUGGGUGACAUUUUGAAGCUAGAGGAGCUGAAGCAGGAGGUGUCCAGCCUCACUGCCAAACGAGUGCAGCUGGAGGAGGAGAAGCAGCAGCUGGACAGCCUUGUCACCAGUCUCCAGAACUCCCUGUCUGAGAGCCACCGGGCCCGAGAGAGGCUGAAGCGAGACCUGCAGGCACGGGCUGCUGAGGACCAGGCUGAGAGGCUGGCUGCCCUCAGUGCCCAGCAUGAGCAGACCCUGCGGGAAAGAGACUCUGCCCUGCAGCAGCUCCAGCAGACCAACGCAUCCCUGAGCAGCCAGCUGCAGGCUGUAGAUGAGGAAAAGGCUGCACUGAGCCACAAGGUCGGCGAACUGGAAGCCCAGAUCCUGGAGCUGGGUGCCCAACGGCAGCAGGGAGUGGCAGCAGAGGCACUGAAAGCCCAGCUGCAGGAGCUGGAGGGCAGGCUAAAGGAGAGCCAGCAGAGGCUGGCUGAGAAGGAGAAGCUGGCCCGGGAGAACAGCCGCCUGCAGGAACAGCUGCUCUUCCUGGAGGAAUCCCUGCGGAACACUGAGGGUAUAUUGGAGGAUGAGAAGAGACGGGCAGCUGAGUGCCUGGAGGGCAACCUGGCCAGGAUUGCUGAGCUGGAGGCAGAGAGACAGCAGCUGGUUCAGGACCGGGAGGCAGCUCUGCUGGAGCGGGGUGAGGAGCUGGCCACACGCCAGGUGCUGGAGGAGAGCCGGGAGCAGCCCACGGGAGCCACUCCUGCUACCCGAGGGGAGGACGAAGAGUUCAGGCGGCUGAAGGAGGAAAUGCAGGCGCUGAGCCGGGAGCAUAGCCGGGCCUGCCAGCAGCUGCAGGCUGAGCAGGAGAAGGUGGCUGUGCUGGAGACCCAGGCAGAGCAGCUGGCUGGCCUCCAGGCUGACCUGUCCAGUGCUCAGGCAUGGGCAAAGGAGAAGGAGAACGAGGAGCAGAAGCUAAGGGCUGAGAUUUCCUCCCUGCAGGAGAAGAUGGCUGUGGCAGAGCAAACAGCAGCCCAGCGUGUGGCCAAGCUGGAGGCGGAUGCCCAGAGAGCUGCUGAGGCACUGGAGGGAGUCUCCCAGCAGCUCUCCCAGGAGAAGCUCAAAUCCAAGGAGCUGGAAGGCACUGUGGAUCAGCUGCGGAUUGCAGAGAAGGAGCUGGUGUCCCUCCGCUCUGCCGUGCAGGAGAAGGAGAGCUGGAAGGAGCAAGUGUCCCAGUGUCUCCAGGAGAUGGAGAGGAAAAACAGCCUGAUCAGCAGCCUGGAGCAUGAGGUCUCCAUCCUCCAUCGCCAGGUGACGGAGAAGGAAGGGGAGAGCAAGGAGCUGAAACGCCUGAUCCUGGCUGAGUCAGAGAAGAGCAAGAAGCUGGAAGAGAGGCUGCGGGUGCUGCAGACAGAGAUGGCCACCGCGGCCUCCCGUGCAGCCGAGAGGUGCUCAUUGAUGAAGGUGGAGGUGCAGCGGUGCCAGGAAGAGAUGGAGAAGCAGCGGAUGACCAUCGAGGCCCUGAAGAGGGACCGCCAUUGCCAGAGCGAGCGGGAGGAUGAGCUGCGGCAGGAGGCCAAGGUCUGCCAGGACAAGUGCCUACAGAAGGAGCAGCUCCUGGCUGCCCUGCAGCAGAAGCUCGACAGCGCUCAGGCUGAGCGUGCUUCCCUGGAAAGCCAGCACCACCAGGACCUGGAGCAGAGAGCAAAGGCCAUGUCCACGCUGCAAGCUGAGCUAGCGCAGGCCAAGCUGGAGGUGGCUGAGGUUCCGUCACUGCGGGAGCGGCUGGCAGAACAGGACCGGGCCAUUCAGCGGCUGCAGGCUGAGGCAACAGAGGCAGGGGCGCAGCUGGCAGGGCUGCAACAGGCCAAUGCUCGGCUGGCCGAGGAGAACCAGGGGCUCAGCAAGAGCCGCAGCCAAGGGCAGCAGCAGCUUGAGGCGCAACUGGGCCAGGUCAGGGAGCGGCACAUGCAGGAGCUGGAGCAGCUGCAGGCAGCAUCUGAGAAGCUGGUGACCAGCAGCAGGCAGGAGGCUAAGGAGGCAGUACAGAAGCUGGAGGACAUGAAGAAGGAGUAUGAGAGCAGCAAAGCGGCAGCCCUGGAAGAGAAGAAGAAACUCCUGGAAGAGAAGCAAAGACUGACAACUCAGGUAGAGCAGCUGGAGAUAAUGCAGAAGGACCAAACUAAGCAGGUGGAGGAGCUGAACAAAAAGCUGACUCAGCAUGAGAAGGCCACCUCUACCCAGCAGCAGAAAAUUAAGGCACUUGAAGGGGAGCUGCAGGCAGCAGUCACCAGCCAUCAGGAGAAGGUGGCAGAGCUGCAGGCACAGCUCACCCAGAAGGAGCAGGCAGCUGAGCACUACAAAGGGCAGAUGGAGAAGGCAAAAAGCCAUUAUGAUGCCAAGAAGCAGCAGAACCAGGAGCUAUCAGAGAAGCUAAAGGCCAUGGAGCACGUGCAGAAAGAGAACACAGAGCUUCAGAGCAAAUCAGAGAGGCUGGCCAAGGAGCUACAGCAAAGCAUCCUACAGGCCAAGGAGUCUGAGAGGAGCUGCAAGAAUCUUACCAGCCAGAUCCACAGCCUGGAAGCUCAGGUGGAGGUUGCCAAACGACAGGUGCAGGAACUCAGCAAGUUCCAGGUGAUGACUGCCACAGCAAAGGGACAAGAGACUUCGUGCCAGAGUGUGGCUGACCAGAGCACUGAUAGCCUUGAUGAGGCACAGCUGCUCAACUCCACCAGGAAGGUUACCAGCUCUCAGUUGGACGUCUCAGUGGUGCCAUCAGACAGCGAAGAGUCACUGCUGUCUCAGCGGCUGCCCCAGAGGAAGUCUUCCCUGGAGAGUCUCUACUUUACCCCCAUACUCCGCGAGACGCCGUCGAAACUGGAGAGCAGUGCCAACUUCCCGGGUGACUUCUCGCUCGACUCCGGAUGCAAGACCCGCUCAGCCCGGCGCCGCACUACCAUCAACAUCACCAUGACAGAUAAACAGGCAGAGUCUGAGGAACUGGUCUGUGUCAAGAACAUCCCAUUAGCUCAGUCCACAAAAACUUCUUCCCCUGCUAAAGGCCGUCUGCGCUCAGGUGCCUCCACCCGUUCCCUCACCAGCUUCCCCUCCCAGGAAACUCUUGCAAAGCUGGAAACCUCCUCCCCAGAGAAGAGCCCUGGCAAUUCAGGAUUGUUGGGCCUCCCUGGGUACCGGCCAGUCACCCGUAGCUCCCUGCGCUUGCAGCGGACCAGUGGCUCCAGCCUCGGUGUGUGUGGGCAGGGCCGGAGCACCCUGAACCUGGGCAUGUGCCAGGAUGAGCCAGAGCAGCUGGAAGACUGGAACCGCAUUGCAGAGCUGCAGCGGCGGAACCAGGCCCGCCCUCCCCACCUGAAGACCAGCUACGCUGUAGAGAGGCCCUCCACCUCCUUGGGAACCAUCACGGAUGAGGACGUGAAGAUGGGGGACCCAGAAGAGACGCUGCGACGUGCCAGCAUGCAGCCCUCCCAGAUCAUUGCCACCAGCAGCCAGUGCAGCAGCCAGGCCAGCAGCAUCACUACCCGGCAGCGGAGGAAGCGCCUCUCGGAGGAGACCCACCAGGGCGUGGACACUCCCCCGUCCAAGAAGCCGACCAGCUGCUUCCCACGGCCCCAGACCACCCAGGACCGCAGUGAGCAGAGUGGCUCCCAGGUCAGUCAAGAGAGUGAGCGGCCAGCCUCAGCCACACAGGUAAGCUUCAGAGAGAAAAAGAGGGAUCAGGAGGGACUCCUCUGCCCUGCCCACCCUGAGCUAAUGCUCCUGCCCCUCCUCUGCAGGCUCAGAGGCGCCAGUCCAUGGCGUUCAACAUCCUCAAUACCCCCAGGGAGCUGGGGAGGCGCCUGCUGCGCCGAGCAGUCGCCCAGAGGAGCACUCCCACACCCUCCACCAGCAGCGGCACCCGCCGCUCACCCCGCAUCGCCACCGCCAAGUCCCCCAAGGGCAAGGCCAGUCGCCAGUCACGCAAGGAAAAGCCAUCCUGAGGUUUCCCCAGUCCCUGCGUUGCUGGCUCUGCCCUGGCCCCCACCUGCACCCCCUCACCUCUCCCUGUCCCACCAGGGCCCAGGAGCACAGAGGGGGAACAGGUGGGGCAACCCACAUGACUGCCUUGCACAUCCCACUGACAACUGUGGGGUGCCCUGGGCAUGGCAAGGCCCCCUUGCCCUUCCUGCACCCACUGUCAGCCUAAACCCUUCCGGGACCCAGGGCAAGGGGAUGUGCAGGGGUUGAGGGCUAGAAAGGGUGCAGGGGCUGGCACCAGGCUGUGGCUGGAGGGACUAAGCUCUCCCCAGGGAGAUCCUGCAGGCCCAGUAACAGGGACAGAGGUGAAACUUAGAAUCCCUAGGGCUACCACCCCCGCUCCCCGUGUGUGGGACUCCCCCACCUGCCCUGUCCUCCUGCUCCUCCCAGGGAAGCUGAGGCAGCAUUUUUAAAUGUUUCUACUUGUAAAUAAAGUGUAUUUUUCACUUGCUCUGGGGGUCCUGGCUUCCUCCUCCU
Molecule: messenger RNA, 5888 nt
Organism: Sturnus vulgaris (Common starling)
Lineage: Eukaryota; Metazoa; Chordata; Aves; Passeriformes; Sturnidae
Source: RefSeq, a predicted model, not a curated record